This is a messenger RNA of Chenopodium quinoa (quinoa), 5248 nucleotides long. RefSeq names its product serine/threonine-protein phosphatase 6 regulatory ankyrin repeat subunit A-like. Gene Ontology annotation, cellular component: plasma membrane. The coding region runs from base 24 to 1511 and encodes 495 amino acids. The record is from RefSeq and is a predicted model, not a curated record. Gene Ontology annotation, molecular function: protein phosphatase regulator activity; protein phosphatase 1 binding. The transcript has 3 exons. NCBI's taxonomy places the organism in Eukaryota, Viridiplantae, Streptophyta, Magnoliopsida, Caryophyllales, Amaranthaceae.
UGUAUCCUCCUGCAUCCUAUGCUAUGAAUAAUGAGGGGAUUUGUCCUUUGUACCUGACUAUUAAAAACGAGCAUGAAGGCAUUGUCCAACACAUGCUACAGAAGUUGCACCCAUUCAAACAAGAUUCACUUAGCUAUUUGACGGAAGGUCAGCCGAUACUACAUGUUGCUGUUUCUGCCCGGGGGACAGAAAUGUUGGAGAAUUUGCUUAGUUAUGACGAUGAAAAGCUUAUCAAUGUAGUGGACAAAGAAGGCCGAACAGCCCUAUCAGAAGCAGCAUUUCAGGGUUAUUUGGACAAAGUUCAAAUUUUUCAUACAAGAGUUCUACAUACAGCCUUAAUGAGCAACACAGAUAAAUCCUUUCCAAUUCACCAGGCUGUGCUUGGAGGCCAUAUUAAUAUUAUCAAAAUAUUAAUAAGCACGAGGUUCUUUCUUGAUGCAAGAGGCCAAAAUAUUCUACAUUUGGCAACAUCGAAGGGUGACCCAAAAUUGGUCUCUUGUGUGCUUAGUUUACCAGAUGUAGAUUCCUUAAUCAAUCAAAUCGACAAUGAUGGCAACACUCCUCUGCAUCUAGCUACCCUUGCUAAGCACAUUGAGGUGGUUGAAAUUCUCAUCCAAGACGAAGGAGUCAAUGUUGGAUUAUUAAAUAAGGAAGGGUUGAUGGCAUACGAUUUGGCCAAAAAACUAGUGGGUGUAGAUGAUGCAGAUAAAGAUCAAGUUCAGAAACUACAUUUGAUGCUAGAAAGAGCUACCUAUGAAAAAUUGUUUCCCAUUGAUGAAAAAUUGUAUCUACACUUGUUUAAUCAAGAGAUAUAUCGAGUUUUACAAAUGGUUUCAGUAAGAAGGCUGCGACUCAAGGAUCUUCUUGACAUAGAAGAUGGAAGCAAUGUUCUUCAUGUUGCAGCUUGGAUGAAUCAGCCCUUGGUGAUAGUUGAUCUCCUUGUUGGCUACAAUUGUACUACCCUCAUGUACCAAGCUAAUAAGAAGGGCGACCUUCCAAUUCAUUCAGCUGUUAAGGUUGGCAAGUUGGGAUCCAUUCAAGCUCUUUUGGAAAGGUCAAACAUACCUGCAAAUCUUGUAUGUGAAAGGCCUAAUAUGGAUGGAAACACAGCAUUGCAUAUUGCGCUGCUAAAUAACCAGAGGAAAAUUGCUGAAUAUUUGUACAAUCAAUGUCCACAAGCAGCGUAUUGCUUAAACAAAGACAAGAUUUGUCCUUUGUUUCUAUUUAUUAAGAAAUGGAGUUAUAGUGAGAACAAAUUGAUCACUAGUAUGAUCCAAGGAAUUAAAGACAAUGUGCGACUUCAAAAUCAUAUGAAGGGCGCAAAAUCAAUAGUGCACGUAGCAAUUCUUGCAAGAAACACAGCUAUCUUGGAAAGAAUAAUCGACACGGCUCCAGGUCUUUUGGAUUCACUUGACAGUGAAGGGAGAAGUCCUCUUUCUUAUGCAGCACUUAGGGGCCAUGUUGAGGGGGUUAAACUACUACUGGAAAAAUGUCCUAGUUUUGAAUUUUAGCGUGAUAAAGAUGAGCACGGAUCCUUUCCGAUUCACCACGCUGCGAAAGGGGGUUUUGUCAAGGUCAUUAAACUGUUUCGCCACAUGCAUUUGCUCAAUAACAAGGGCCAAAUGAUCCUUCAUGUAGCUGCUUCCAAUGGCGGGAUCGCACUCAUUUCAUAUGUGCUUAAACAGCCAGAGUUUAAGCAAUUGAUAAAUACAGCUGAUGACGAUGGCAACACUCCACUACAUUUGGCUGUUAAAGGUUUUCAUCUUAUGGCUGUAUUUCUUUUGCAUUGUAUAGGGUAUGAUGCACACAUCAACAUCAGUUUAAAAAAUAAAGAAUUGCUAACAAUUCGAGAUAUAUUUCUAAUGCAUAAGAAAUAUCAAGAUGAAAAUGGGCUCUCUUCCAUACAGGUAUCGAUCUCUUCCUUUAUAAGAAAUAUAAAAUGAUUGUUAAUUUGUUAUCUACUUUAUAUAUGACCUCUAAUCUUAAGAGAGUGAGCCCCAGUUUCUCUUCAUGAGAAACACUUUUGUUUCUCAUAAUGGCAUUUUGGAAAAUAAUGUGAUGUUUUUCACUGGUAGAGACCGCCUGUCAAUUUUGGGUGGACCUCUCAUAUCUUGACACAUACUCUAUGAGAAACAAAAUUUGUUAAUCAAUAGGAGAAACAAGCAAUUACCCAUCUUAAGAAGACUAAUAAUCUUCAAUGGGCACCUUCUUGGAUCUCUAUCUACCUCCGUUUCACAUUUUUUACAACUUUUGACAAAGACGUCCGCUACACCUUUUUUUUAACUUUUCAAAAUAUUCCAUUUUAGUAAAGUUUUUAAAAUGAUAAUACUGAAACACCCUUACUAAAAUUUUCAUAAGCUCAAUUAGUUACUUACAAAAAUUUUAAUAAAACACUAAUCUAACUAAAUUAAUCUAAUUAUUUCCUCCCAAAUCCAAUUCAUUUCCCCCAAUUAACCAAUUCAAUUACCAAACAUUCAACCCUCAUAAGAUCUUUCCAAAAUUCAAACCCAAUUUUUUAACUUCUUCUUCAAUUUCUUAGUUUUUUUCUCUAUCCUACAAUCCGACUCUCUCUCUCUCUCUCUCCCGGCCACGAAGACAAACCACCAGGGUGGCGGAGAUCUACGCGUGGAUGACAAAGACGGAAUGUUCGCGUUAUAUGACGGUGGUUGAACCCCCAUUUACGAUUGAAUGGCGAGGCGGGUUGGUGGGUUUUUCGAUAAGGUGGUAGAUGGGUAAGUAGUUUUAGAGGGUGUAGUAAGUGUGUUGGGUUCAAUUUAUGUGGGGUGUUAUGGAGUGUUUGGUGUGGUUGUUGUGGGGGUAGUUUUAGGUUUUGGGUGGUAUGGUUGCGGCGGGGUUGAUAUAUCUGAUGGUUUCGGGUUUGUACUAUGCUGGUGUGUGGUGGCUACGAGAUGGGUUUUAGGUUUUGGGUGUGUGGUGACUACAAGGUGAUGAGUGUGUGGUGGUUGGGCGGUGCUUAUAAGGCUAGUGUUGGUGACUUGUAUGGUUGGUGCUGCAAAGUGGUGGUGAGUCAAGGUGGUGGCCUGUGUGGCGGGUGUUAUGGAGGGUGGUUAAUUAGUCGUGGUUGCUACAAUUGCUUCAACAUGGUAUAUCCCCAUUUUCUUUCUUCUUCCUUAAUCACAUGCCCUCCCCCUCUUUUCUUAAUCUCCAUUUAUCACUUUUUGCCUAGGAGUCCGUGUCGACUAGGGGUGUUUAAAAAAACCCAACCCUGUUGUCCCGUCCCGAUUACCCGAUGACCUACAAAAACCUGAUGGACAAUUGACAAAUUUUUCUACUUUUUUCGGGUUGGGUACCCGUAAAAUAGCAGUUUCGUAGGCCUGGACAUGAGACAAACUUUGCUAAUCUUGGAUACCCGGAUACCCUUUAAAAAAAUAAAAUAAAAAAUUUGUUACUCCAUAACCACUUAACCAGCCCAGCCCACUUAGACCUAGGGUUCCAAUAACUCCCAAAAAAGAAAAAAAAGGAGCAGUCAGACUUCUUCUUCCUCCCUCCCCUCCUUGGCCACCAUCCUCAUCCCCUACCACCUCCCUGCCUCCCAUCUCUCGUUGCCGCACCUUUUAAAACACCACACAGCACCAUGACCACACCCCACAACAGCAAUAACAGCAAAUAACAAUUACCGCCCCAGCCUGCACACCUCAUCAACCCCCUCACAUCUAUCAACUCCUCGCACCGAACCACCGAGCCACAUCACACCACAAUGCAACAACCUAUAGCCGCCCAACCUCCGGCAGCCCACACAUCACCAAUUGCUCCACCAAUUCGCCACAAUCAACGCUGGCCACUUCCCAGCUCACCUUAAAACCAUCACCAAUUCGAUUUUUACCAAUUAACACUGUCGUUCACCCUAAUCUCCCUUUGCAAUCAACAAUUCAGUCACCAACAAUUGUAAUUUCGACCACAAUGGCAGCUGCUAACAUCAAUUUAACACCCUAAUUGAAGACCCAGAUGGUGCGAUCAUGGAGUGCGCUCAUGAGAACGGUGACAAACCCACAAAAAUUUGAUCCAUUAAUUCUGAAAUUGAUCUUUCUGUGUUGUAAUAAAUCAUUCUCAAAUAUGCAAGUCACUGACCUAUUACAGCUGGUUUAGCUUGUGGUUUUAGGUACAAACUUAUUUGAAAAAAAUAAAUAAAUAGAAUCCGGGAAUCCGUGUCCCGUCUCAGAUAAUUCGGGUGCCCGAAUAUCGGGUACCCGAAUUAUCCGGGAUAUGACACGGGCCGACUUAUCAACUACCCAAAGAUCCAAGUACUCGGAUUUUCGGGUACCCAGAUCUGAACACCCCUAGUGUAAUGCCCUGGGUCAUUAUAAAUUUAUAACUUUGAUCAAAAUUAAUUAAAAAGGGUUAAUGUUGAACAAUAUUAAUUAGUGAAUGAAAAUUUAAUAAUUUAUAUUAUAUUGCAUAAAUAUACAUUAGAUGUAUCAAAUGUAUAACUAUAUACUAGAGAUGAAUUAAAAAAACACGUGUCAAUUUCUAGUUAAAAUCUUUCCCACCAUUUAUAACCAUUACAGUGAUUAAUUUCUACCAAAUUAGAUUGUAGAUUAUUGUGUAAUUUCCAGGAGAGAUUUAAAUAGUAGAUUAUAUAUAUGAUGAAGAGUUUUUUUUAAGUAAAUUAAACGAACAUUAUUGUAAAGAAUUAAAGUUAUAUCAAUGAAAGAGACUAAAUAUUACUACAAUUCAAUGUGGUGAGAGAAGGGUGAUGACACAUAAUGCACAUGUGACACUUAUAUUAUCUUAUCUGAACUUAUUAGACCUUAUUAAAACUUAUUUUAAUUGUGAUUUAUACUUUGAUAACCUUUAUCAAAACUUAUUUUUUCAGAAUUAAACUUAUCUGAACUUAUUACACGUGAAAUAAGUGAAAAGAACAAGCCGUAAAUCAUAUUGAAAAAAGGGUGACGCAUGGUGUUAGCAUAUUGUCCCUAUACAUUUAAAUAUAUUAUAGAUUCUAUUAGUCCACAUAUAUACUAUAAAUGGUGUCUAGCAAGACAUUAUGAUCACUUAAUAUUUGACAAUAUAGUUAACAUAUUCUAUUUCAUCUUCCAGAUCCUUAUUAUGGAAGUCUUGUUAAAUAACCCUAUCAUUUAUUUGAGAGAUAGACUAUAUAACUUAAAGGACAAAGAAAAAUUGAUGGAAAUGGAGGCAGCAAAAUUAUAUGUAACUGAGAACAAAGGUCCAUCGUUCAAGGAGUCAACCAACAUGGAUAGAGCCAACAUUCUUUUUGUGGUAGCAACAC